This is a messenger RNA of Tremella mesenterica DSM 1558, 504 nucleotides long. RefSeq lists its product as uncharacterized. Lineage: Eukaryota; Fungi; Basidiomycota; Tremellomycetes; Tremellales; Tremellaceae. The coding region runs from base 1 to 504 and encodes 167 amino acids. The record is from RefSeq and is a predicted model, not a curated record. The transcript is spliced from 4 exons.
AUGCUCGUACAUAACCUCUUAUCUCUCCUACCACUUCUUUUAUUGGUUUCUGCUACACCAUUGAAAAGAGCUACAGGUACGACAUGUACUGAUUUCCCUCCUACCAAUUAUGCAGAUAUACAAAUAUCCGAUGGGACGGCAGGAGACGCCCAAGCACAAGCUAACGCUGUGUUUGUGGAUCCUUUUGGUGAUUGUGACCUUUCGACAGUAUCGAAAGAUUCUCUUACCAAUUUACAAAAUCUUCGUGAGGCCGCGGAAAGUGCAGAGACUGAUCUGUUCAACCCCGCUAUUGAAGCUGCUUCAGGAGCCGCAGCUACCGCAUUGCAAAAUGGAAAAAUCAAGAACAAGGUCCUCAAGUUGACCGGUGAAAUCCAAGGUCUCCAAAUCAAACAGGCGCAGGGAAGCGACGAAACUUCGGAUAUCGCAGCGGAGACUACCAAGUUGAACAAUAACAUCGCGCUGGAUCAAAAAGCCAACGGACAGGCAUCCACGGGUGUCGCAUAG